Molecule: messenger RNA, 1070 nt
Organism: Triticum urartu
Lineage: Eukaryota; Viridiplantae; Streptophyta; Magnoliopsida; Poales; Poaceae
Source: RefSeq, a predicted model, not a curated record
AGCUACCCGCGCGCGCGCGGCAAGAAGCGGGCGCUCCUCGUCGGCAUCAGCUACAGCUUCACCAAGUACGAGCUCAAAGGCACCGUCAACGACGUCAACUGCAUGGCCUACUUGCUCGGCCAGAGGUUUGGCUUCCCCAGCGACUGCAUCCUCGCCCUCACGCAGGAGGAGAAGGACCCGAACCGUUGGCCGACAAAGGACAACAUCCGGCUGGCGAUGCGGUGGCUGGUGGAGGGCUGCACCUCCGGCGACUCCCUGGUGUUCCACUUCUCCGGCCACGGCGUCCAGAAGCUGGACAACAACGGCGACGAGGUGGACGGCUACGACGAAGCGCUCUGCCCUCAGGACUUCGAGGAUCGCGGCGUGAUCCUUGACGACGAGAUCAACGAGACCAUCGUCCGCCCCCUCGGCGCAGGCGUCAAGCUCCACGCCAUCAUCGAUACCUGUCACAGCGGCACCAUCCUGGAUCUCCCCUACCUCUGUCGCAUAUCCAGAACUGGGUACUGGCAAUGGGAGAACCACAACCGUCAACCGGACGCGCAGAAAGGCACCAGCGGCGGCCUGGCGAUCUCCUUCAGCGGUUGCGGGGACAGCCAAACCUCUGCAGAGUCAAACACGACGGCGUUCUUGGGCUCCCCCUCCACCGGUGCCAUGACGUACAGCUUCAUCAAGGCGGUGGAGUCCGAGCCGGGCACCACCUACGGUCGCCUGCUCAGCGCGAUGCGGGCCACCAUCCGCGACAACGGCGGUGAGUCCGGCAUCCCUGGGCCCAUCGGCUCCUUUUUCCGCCGGGUCAUCACCUUCAGCAACGCACAGGAGCCUCAGCUGUGCGCGUCCGAAGCAUUCGACAUCUACAGGAAGCCGUUUAUCUUGUAAUUAUGGAACCAUAACCGUGUUUCUGAUUGGCACUCUUCUUCGCCAUGUCACUUGUGAUCUCUCCGUUUAGUAGUUAAGCUCAUCCUGCAUCCGUUGUGUAAUCUCUACUUUUCUUUUUGCGGGGACGUGUAAUCUCUACUUCCGCAAACCCUAUGUUACGCCCGCAAGCAUCUUAUAAACAACCUUUCGCUCAA